GCGGGGCGGUGCCGCAGGCCAGCGGACAAUCACGAGUGAAGCACCCUGCCGGUCGGGAAGGAGCUGACGCGAGCUGGGCCCUGGCAGCCAUCAGCCACCGCGCUUUGAGGUUCGGUUUCGAAGCCAAACUAAGGAAUUGCAUUCUCUCCAGUCGAAGACCCUGUAAGAUUUGGAUAUGUCCUUUAUAUUUGACUGGAUUUACAGCGGUUUCAGCAGUGUGCUACAGUUUUUAGGAUUAUAUAAGAAAACUGGUAAAUUGGUAUUUCUCGGACUGGAUAAUGCGGGAAAAACAACCUUGCUGCACAUGCUAAAAGAUGACAGACUCGGCCAGCACGUCCCAACACUACAUCCCACUUCAGAAGAAUUAACCAUUGCUGGCAUGACCUUUACAACUUUUGAUUUGGGAGGACAUGUUCAAGCUCGAAGAGUGUGGAAAAACUACCUUCCUGCUAUCAAUGGCAUUGUAUUUCUGGUGGAUUGUGCAGACCAUGAAAGGCUGUUAGAAUCAAAAGAAGAACUUGAUUCACUAAUGACAGAUGAGACCAUUGCUAAUGUGCCUAUACUGAUCUUUGGGAAUAAGAUCGACAGACCUGAAGCCAUCAGUGAAGAGCGGUUACGAGAGAUGUUUGGUUUAUACGGUCAGACGACAGGAAAGGGCAACGUGCCUCUGAAAGAACUGAACGCCCGGCCCUUAGAAGUCUUCAUGUGCAGUGUGCUCAAACGGCAAGGCUACGGAGAAGGCUUCCGCUGGAUGGCCCAGUACAUCGAUUAACGGCCCCCGCCGCAGCCCCGGUCCAGCCUCACCGCCACACAGGCCUGCUCUGAGAUUUGAUUGCUGACCAUGCAUAACUUGAAUUCAAUAGACUUUCAUUGGUUAGAAAACAGAUAUUUUUUAGAUUAUUAAUAUUAUAUCGACUUAAUUUGAAUGAGAAUUGAAAUCCAAUUCAAAUAAGUUUGACUAUCACAAUGUUAGCUUUCUAAUUCCACGAAGAUACUUAGUUUUUACUCUUUGUAAUCUGACAUGCCCCCCAGCACCAUUUAUAAAGAGCAGUUUCCCAGCAGGACAUUUGAAGCAGUUUUUAACAAUAUGAAACUACAAAUAUAAACCACAAUUAAAAGCUCAUCAUGUUAAAUUUUUAUGUACUUUUUGGAACUAGUUUUUCAAUUUUAGAUUAUAUACACUCACCUACCUGGAGUGUACAGUUAAUAAUUAGCUUAUUGAUGAUUGCAUGAUGCCUUACAGGUUUCGGUAUUUUUUCUUAUGCAAACGUCAUGCAAUAAAACAGACCCUCAUGUUUGGCAUCGCUGCUGGACAGAUGUUCCGUUUUAGUGUCUUACCUAGCCAGCAUGCUCCGAAACUUGGAGUAUUUACAUCAUACAUGUGAGGAGGUUGUCGAGAAAGAGCUCUGCUUCAGGAUGCUUAGAGCAGUGUUCCAGCCCUGGAGACGUCCGCACUUGCCAGGAGACGGGCUGUGCUUGGUUGUCCCUCACACCACAUUUCUCUCUGAUCCGGUACAUUUUUGCAGCAACACUACCGUCCCCAGCACCACGGGGGUCCAUGGCCCAGCCCCCAUGGGACUGCUUCUGGAGGAAAACACCGCGCCUGCUGCAGCAGAGGCCCCUGUCGCUGCGUUCCUGUUGUCUCUUUCUGAAGUGCGCUGGUCCUCUGUGCCUCGUCACCAAACGUGGUGACAGGCACCAGACUCCCCACGUUCACAGUUCAUGGCACUUUCCAGGGCAAGUGACCGUGGGUCCUCGUGUGGCCUGUGGACCCGAGGGGAAGCGGAGCCUGUCCUGCUGCAGCAGUCCUGCAGGUUGCAGGGGUUUGCUCCUGCCCUAAACCACGUUUGCAUCCUUCGCCAUAUUUUACUUGUUGGAAAGAAAACGAAUGCUUGUGUUUCAUUGUCCUUUUCCUCAGUCGCUCUCAGCCAGCUGCUCACAGUGUGGCACAAAGGCUUUUAUUUUUAGAGGUGACACUGGUCAUGUGAUCGUGUUCGCGAGCCUCGCUGACAGCCUCACCAACAAAAGUGUGGCCAGCUUUUUAAUGCAUUCUAAUUUCCUAAGACACUGAGUCCUUUUUCCAUUUAAGAUCCCCCUAAUUAGUAAAAUCAGAUGAAAGAUAAGUGCCAAGUAUGUAUCUUUAAAGACUCUCAAGCUUAAGAUUUCUCUGUUGGUUAUAGGCCAAGAUUUUACAGUGUAUUUAACCAAUUACAUUGAGGAUAUAUUGUUCCAAUGCCAUCAAGGAUAAUUUAAAUAUUAAAAUUAGUGUUUUCUGUAGCCGUUGUCCAGAUCAGUUUCUCGUGUCCUCUCGUCAGCGAUGGGAGGUAGGAGCGGACAAGGACUGAGGGUCCUGACCAGAAGGGACUUUCUGAACGUGAUCCGUGGGUGUAGUACUUUGGCUAUUCUAUUUUACUUUCAGCUUCCUUCCAAGAGAAAAUAAAAGCUUCCUCCCUGCUUAGAAACAUUAGUAGCACCAUGGGAGAAGUAGGUUGGGUUUAUUUGGCCUGAUAUGGUUAAGGUCCUCACUUCUGAUGCCCUGACCACACAAAACUAGACCUUACUGAAGGUGACUGCCUCUUGUUGACGGUAUGUUUCUUCAGUUCAAGUAUUAUUUCCUAAGAUCUAUUGUGAUGCUUCAGAAGUCAACUGUUUGUCUCGUAAAUUGGUAUAAAGGCAGAAGCUUACUGGUUUCCCCAGGGGGGGAGCAAUGCUUUCUGGUACAAACCACCUUGCUCCAGAAUUUUCUUUCUGGUUCUGACUCUGGGAUCAAAGAAAUUCAGAGCCACUUUGUGGGCCAUACCUAAACUGUGGGUGUUUUCCCGUUGAUGUGUGGCCUGAACCCCUAGAAAAAGAGCUGCAUGUAGCAGCCACAUCUGUCCUUCGAACGCCAGGGACACAGACCUGCAGCGUCCCAGCCAGGGGCCGCGCUCCAGCUCCGAGGCUCCUCGGGCACUCACCCCGAGCCCUGGUGCUCAGGAGGGCGGCAGGGAGUGGUGCAGCACCUGGGGGACUGGGGAAGGCACUCUGCGUGGGCCUGUGCGCGUGUGCGCGCCGAGGGGGGGGGGCCUUGUGGGAAGAUGGAUGGCCCUGUUGGGGGUGCAGAUUAAUGUUGUGCCUCCGCUGCAAGGUGGGAAAAUGGGCUUGUUAACACUCGUACGCAGGGGAAGGUUUGGUUCCUUAUACACUGGGCGCCGUCCAAAAGAUGUUUUAAAAUCUUAAUUCCAAAACUAAAAGUACAAAGUCUUAGUCCACUUUUGUAUUUCUAAAGAGAUUCUUAACCCCACACCUAUUUCAAUGACUACUGUUAAUUUUAUUUUGGGGUAACUGGUUAAACUGAUAGAUUCCAGUUGUCUUUACCUCAGUCUUUUUAGAAUGGAGAGUACAGCACUUUCUGAAUCAGGGCACAGACACUUCUUAAAGCACAGUCAUGCCCCUGACCCCACAGAGACAAGUUCCGAGACCGCCGGGUGCUUGCAACCCCAGACGGUGCUGAGCCCUCUGUGCUGUGUUUGUUUUGUUUUCGCAAUACAGACACAGCAUUUCGCUUUAAGGAAGCACUCUGUGGCCCUCUUUGGCAUAUCCACAUGCCAGCACCGUUACUCCGGUGCUCCGGGGCCGUUGUUAAAUAAAAGAGGGUCAGUGGGGCCCGGGCGCUGACCCUCACUUGUGCCAGCUGCUGAGUGACCAACAGGCAGGUGGUGUGUACAGAGUGGACUCGCUGGACGGAGGGACGACUCACGUCUCGGGUGCAACGGAGCGGGCGGCGUGAGGGUUCAUCACGGUGCUGUCCUCAGAGUGGAGUGCAGUUUAAAAUUUGUGGAUUUUUUAUUUUUGGAGUUUUCUAUAUAAUAUUUUUAGAUCAUGGUUGACCACUGGUAACUGAAACCUCAGAAAGUGAAGCUGCGGAUACGAGCGGGGGGGCCACUGUGUAUGAAAAACAUUCUUUACCGCAGCUCAGUUAACCCAGUGUCCUUGAGCGCCAAACACGCGUGAAUUCAGACACUGCCGCACAGAUCUAAAUUCCAGUUCCGUGUGCCUGUGCACCCCGCACCUGUGCUGUGGUUCACAACAUCUGAGCAGAACGUUGUCUCUUCGGCUUAGUUUUCAGCCGGCUCACACUUCUCUACAGUGCUUUCCAGGAUGUAGCGCCUCGUGAGUCACUACGACAGGGUCCUCGCUGUGCUGAUGAUGGUGCUGCUUGCCUUCUGCAAAAAUAGUUUGACCAACCACAUUCAAAAUCCAGCAUCUUCCUGAGUCCCGCCAUUAAAAACUAUACUUUUA
Molecule: messenger RNA, 4281 nt
Organism: Phyllostomus discolor (pale spear-nosed bat)
Lineage: Eukaryota; Metazoa; Chordata; Mammalia; Chiroptera; Phyllostomidae
Gene: SAR1B
Product: secretion associated Ras related GTPase 1B
Exons: 7
Coding region: 176-772 (198 amino acids)
Biological process (GO): membrane organization; vesicle organization; intracellular protein transport
Cellular component (GO): COPII vesicle coat; endoplasmic reticulum exit site
Molecular function (GO): GTP binding; GTPase activity
Source: RefSeq, a predicted model, not a curated record